AUGAUAUUUAUUCUAAGGUUUUCGAGUAUUUUAUCUACUCUAAAACUUCUACCAUGAAUGAAGUGAGUGUUUUUUGAUUAUUAAUCCAAUAUCCAUCAAAACAGGUUUAAUUAAAUAGGAGAUAAAAUUUGCAUUUACACAAGCAUCCCAUUUAGUGAAUGCACCCACAUAUCAAUUAUAGAAGUUGUUAAUCACAACUUAAACAUUGAGAUAUACUCAUCACUAGUUUAGAUAUUGCUGACUCACUCUUUAGUUACGAUAAGUUUGUACUGCAUCAAACUAAAUUACAAUGGUUUGCUGGAUAUUGUAGAAGGCAAGUUUUAGUAGCAAUAUAUAUAUACCACUGAUUAAGACAUUUAGUCUGGUAGCUAGGAAACAGUAUAGAAAGUGCAAAAAAGUAUUCUCACAUUGUUAUCAUAUAAGAUUGUUCAUUACCAUUAUCCUUUUUCUGAGGUUUGUAUUCAAUUAAAGUUGCAACAUUUUAAGCCCACACUUUAUUAAAGAGUUCAGUUUAAAUUAAUUGCUAUGAAAUCACUGGCCGUAGAGUCCAUUGAUGCUCCAUUCCUUAAUCUAAACUGA
Molecule: messenger RNA, 579 nt
Organism: Paramecium octaurelia
Lineage: Eukaryota; Ciliophora; Oligohymenophorea; Peniculida; Parameciidae
Source: the annotation of a GenBank genome assembly